GCAAACUUGUAACUUGUGCUUAUAAGGCGAAAGUUGACAGCACAAAAAUGUCAUACAAAAAUCGUACAAUCUUAGCCACUCUGCCUCGGACAACUAGGGGCAUGCCUUUGGUGUUAGGAGGGGAUCCCAAAGGAAAAAAUUUUCUAUAUACAAAUGGGAACUCUGUAAUUAUUCGAGACAUAAAUGAUCCCACAAUUUCUGACAUUUAUACAGAACAUUCAACUCAAACAACAGUUGCAAAAUAUUCACCCAGUGGUUUUUACAUUGCUUCAGCAGAUCAAUCUGGGAAAAUUCGUAUUUGGGACACAACUCAAAAGGAACACAUUUUGAAGAAUGAGUUUCAACCGUUCGUCGGUAAUGUGAAAGAUUUAGCAUGGUCACCUGACAGCUCCCGAAUCGUUGCUGUUGGAGAAGGCAGAGAAAGAUUCGGUCAUGUGUUUAUGGCUGACACUGGAACCUCUGUAGGUGAGAUUUCUGGACAUAGCAACUUAAUCAACUCUUGUGAUUUUCGUCCAAAAAGACCAUUUCGGAUCAUAACAGGAAGUGAAGACAACUCAGUCGGUAUCUACGAAGGUCCUCCAUUCAAAUUCAAAACUACAAUUAACGAUCACACUCGUUUUGUCCAGUCUGUGCGUUUCUCACCUGAUGGUGAAUAUUUUUGUUCUGGUGGAUUUGAUGGCAAAAUGUUUUUGUACAAAGCUGAUUACACAAAAGUUGGAGAAUUUGGUUGUCCAGCUCACGGAGGUGGUAUUUAUGCUGUGUCAUGGAGUCCUGACGGCACUAAACUGCUUUCUGCAUCGGGUGAUAAAACAUGCAAAGUUUGGGAUGCAUCAACACUUGAGAAGCUAGUAGAGUUCUCAAUGGGGCCAGAUGUAAUGGAUCAGCAAGUCUCUUGUCUAUGGCAAGGACCACAUUUACUUUCAGUUUCUUUAUCUGGCUUCAUUAAUUAUCUCGAUAUGGAAAAUCCCUCAAAACCGAAAAGAAUCAUUAAGGGUCAUAACAAAUCCAUCACAGCAUUAACAAUUAGUCCUGAUAAAAGUACCAUUUUCACAGCUAGCCAUGAUGCUGCAGUGAUGCACUGGGAUGCUGCAAGUGGCAAUCAUGAUCGUAUAAAGGGCAUUGGACAUAGUAAUCAAGUCCAAAAUAUGUUUGCACAAACAGACUUGAUACAUACAAUCAGCCUUGAUGACACUUUUAAAUCCAUCGAUGCUGUAGAGCUUCAGUAUCAACCUGGCACAAUCAAGUUUGACUCACAGCCAAGAGGCUUAGCUCCAACAAAUGGGAAGAUUGUUUUAGUUGCAGGAUUUAAUGAAAUAAACAUUGUUGAAGAUGGGAAAAAAAUUAGCAGUUUUCCAAUUGAUUUUGAAGGUCAAUGCAUAUCAGUUCAUCCAACACAGUCUGAUGUUGCAGUUGGUGGAGGAAAAGACAAUAAAGUGCACAUAUUCUUGCUGAAUGGCUGUAACUUUAGUCCUAAAACUGAACUAGAACACAGAGGUCCAAUUACUGAUGUUUCUUAUUCACCAAAUGGAAUGUAUUUAGCGGCAUCCGAUGCAAACCGAAAAGUUGUACUAUAUAAUGCAUUAACAUAUGAACCUGCUCACACACAAGAUUGGUGCUUUCAUACUGCACGGGUUAAUUGUUUAGCAUGGUCUCCUAAUUCCCUAUUUGUUGCUAGUGGUAGCCUGGACACUAAUAUUAUUGUUUGGAGUGUUGAAAAUCCAACCAAGCAUAUGAUCAUUAAAAAAGCUCAUCCUCAGAGCCAGAUUACUAGAGUUGGUUGGCUUGAAAAUAAUGUGUUAGUGUCUACAGGCCAAGACAGCAAUGUGAAAAUUUGGGAUAUUGUAUUUUAAAACAUAUUAGUGAUUUUUCUCUGCUUUGGUAUAUUAUUGUUCAAUGCUUCUCAAAUCAACAUUGCUUUGGAAUGGGGGAAACUCCUCACAUCUUUAUUUCUGAUUUUGCAUCAAGAGAAACCAAAGAGAAAAAAAUAUAUCAGACUGAGUAUUUUAGCUCCAGUUCUCUAUGGGUGCAGCCUUCAUGAGUUGGAAUUAAGGCUAUUAGAAGUUUGCAAAACGUUUUUUAUUUUUCUUUUUGAAAUGCUAAUUUUCAAAAUGCUCUUCCAAAUGUAUAUAUGUACUUUAUUAUAUAAUUUCUUGAAUCAUUGUUUGGAUCUACUUGACCUGCAUGAAUUUUAUAUAAACUUUGAUUGAAGUGUUGACUGCCUUUAGAUAUAUAAAUAUUUUUCUAUUAAUUAAACAUUUGACGCUCAAUCUCAUGAAUUUUUACUUUUUUUAAAAAAGUAGCUAUCUUAUUUAUUAGGCUGGCCUGAUGUGCUUUUGUAGA
This is a messenger RNA of Uloborus diversus, 2340 nucleotides long. RefSeq names its product actin-interacting protein 1-like (gene flr). The transcript has 16 exons. The record is from RefSeq and is a predicted model, not a curated record. NCBI's taxonomy places the organism in Eukaryota, Metazoa, Arthropoda, Arachnida, Araneae, Uloboridae. Gene Ontology annotation, biological process: sarcomere organization; locomotion; actin filament depolymerization. Gene Ontology annotation, molecular function: actin filament binding. Gene Ontology annotation, cellular component: cortical actin cytoskeleton. Bases 48 to 1850 code for a protein of 600 amino acids.